This is a messenger RNA of Coniosporium apollinis CBS 100218, 1449 nucleotides long. RefSeq lists its product as uncharacterized. NCBI's taxonomy places the organism in Eukaryota, Fungi, Ascomycota, Dothideomycetes. The record is from RefSeq and is a predicted model, not a curated record. Gene Ontology annotation, cellular component: cytosol; cytoplasmic stress granule. The transcript is spliced from 3 exons. Gene Ontology annotation, biological process: mRNA stabilization; positive regulation of translation. Bases 1 to 1449 code for a protein of 482 amino acids. Gene Ontology annotation, molecular function: RNA cap binding.
AUGGCUCCGGUGCAGACAUAUAUGCCUGGGAUGUAUGACUACUCGGUCAUGCAACCUCUGAGUGCAGUGCCUUACAGUCCAUAUGUCGAUCAAUACUCCGUCCUCGGUAUGGUCUCAAUGCAACUCGAAUAUUACUUCUCGUUGGACAACCUGUGCAAAGACAUGUAUCUUCGGAAGCACAUGGACUCACAAGGCUUCGUAUUCCUUACCGUUAUCGCAGACUUCAACCGCAUAAAGCACCUCACCACAGAUCUCGAGUUGAUAAAAUACGCCUGUUACCAGUCCCGUGACAUCGAAUUCAGAGUAGGCCCGGAUGGCAACGAGAGAUUACGACGGCGAGAGGGCUGGGAGCAAUGGGUGCUGAGUAUGGAAGAUCGUGAUCCGUCAGCAAGGAACAAUGGACCGGAGGACCUACAUUACCCACCAGUCCCUCAUCCGGCGGGUUUUAAUUCGCAGUACAUGGUACAACAUCAAACGGGCAACCCUACAUCACCUUCGAGCCCAAACUUUGUGCCGAACGGCACUCCUUAUCAGUCACUAAACGGUGUGACCUCUCCGGCGUCGCAAAGCAACGGUGGAGCUAGCCAGCUGUCCAACGGUGUACCGCCUACGGAACCAGCAGUCGCGGGUCGCCGUAGCUCCACCACCAGCGGCCCUGCCUUUCAUCCUUACUCUCCGAACGAUCUUCAAACCGAACCUGACUCGUUUCCCAACGAGCAGAUCGAAGGACUAACAGUGAUCGUCCGACCCGCCACGGAGAAAGCGCCUCCUUUCCACACUGCCUCUUCUCGUACAUUUUCAAAUGGCUCUCUCGACAGUAGAUCCAUCGCAGAUGAACUUUCUAAAUUUGACACGCGCCGCAAUAGCUCACAAAUUAAUGGAAAUCCUCCUUCUCUUGGAUCACCGAGCCCGGGCUCCUUGUCCAAUGCCAUCCGAUCUAAUACAAGCUCGCCAUCCACCGGGUUGCAGAUGUUCUGGGUGAAGGACAGCGAUCGGCCGGUCAAUGCCCGACCUGAAAACACUGACAAUGAGCUGUAUUCUGAAAUCCGAGACAAAGCGCUUGUUCAGCGCAGCGCAGCUACAGGCAAAUGCCCCUACGACAUGGACGUCCUCUACCAGUUUUGGGCACAUUUUCUGAUCCGGAACUUCAACACGUCCAUGUAUGACGAGUUCCGAAGUCUGGCUUUCGAGGACUUCCAGAACGGCUCUGUUAUUGGAAUGAAUAAUCUGGUCCGAUAUUACGGCCACGCACUCACCAGCGAAAUCGUCAUCCGCGAGCGUAUCGCCAGACACUACGUUGACCUCGUCAAAUGGGAAAACCCUGACCAAGAGAAGCCUGCGUUUAAGCAGCUCCGGUCUGCCUGGAGAAAUGGUGCCUUGAACCUGAAGAACCGCAAGAGGAUCAGUGGCUACGUCGACGCUGAUCUCAGAGCUGCGCUCGAGCAGUGA